Eupeodes corollae is the source of this 925-nucleotide messenger RNA. RefSeq lists its product as uncharacterized. NCBI's taxonomy places the organism in Eukaryota, Metazoa, Arthropoda, Insecta, Diptera, Syrphidae. The record is from RefSeq and is a predicted model, not a curated record. Bases 114 to 785 code for a protein of 223 amino acids. The transcript has 2 exons.
CAAGAAGCAUCAGUUAACGAACUCUUCUGUCUCGCAAAACAUAUUCAGCUUAGAGCUGCACGAAUUUAAUUGUUACAUAAUCUGUACGUCCUUUUUAAAAAAAAAAAUUCAAAAUGCGUUUUCUCGUGAUAUUGAGUUCGCUUCUCGCCGUCGGUAUCGCCCUUCCCCAAUACAACUACCAAAGCUCAGGAAGUUCUAAUUUUGGAUUACUAGCACCAGCACCAUCAUCCCAAGGUGGCAACAAAUAUCUACCACCUGCAGCAGCAGCACAAGAACCUCUUAUCAGUAAGCAAUUCUACCUGCAUUCAGCACCUGAGGAUAACGAUGGAGCAGGAAAGACCAAACACUUUGUUCUUGGAAGGCCCCAAAAGAACUACCGUGUUGUAUUCAUCAAGGCCCCAGCAUCGUCCACCAACAACGUUCGUUUGUCUGCCGAAUAUGCCCCACAAGAGGAGAAGACUGUCAUCUAUGUUCUCAGCCAAAAGGAGAACGAAUUGGAUGUCAACGAUAUCGCUACUCCAGCACCAACUCAGCCCAGCAAACCAGAAGUCUUCUUCAUCAAGUACAAGACUCCCGAAGAAGCUGCUGUCGCCCAAAAGGAAAUCCAAAGCCAAUACGACAAACUCGGUGGUACCAGCGAAUUCUCCGACCAAGGAACCGCCCCAGUUAGCUCAGUCAUUGGUGCUUUGGAUGGCGCUGCUUCAAAUGGUGGUUAUGACUACAACCAGGGAGGUCAAAGGACACCCGAUGACUCGUACUUGCCCCCCAGUGUCUUCAAGCACUAGAAUGUUGUGUGCAUUUGUUAAUUUGUUAAAUUGUUAAAUCAUCAUUAUAUUGUAGACUCAUUAUAUUGUUUUGUUUGUUGUGUAUUAAUACGUAAAAUUAUAUAAUCUUAGAAAUAAAGCGAAAAAAAAUAUUCCAAAAA